UUGGUCUGGAAGCUCUCAUGAUUCAAUCCAAUCAAGGAGAGUGAUUAUUUCUCACAAUAUGGAUAAAGCCCUGAAAGAAGUGUUUGACUACAGCUAUAGAGAUUACAUCCUGUCCUGGUAUGGGCAACUCAGCAGAGAUGAGGGGCAGCUGUACCAGCUGCUCUCAGAAGACUUUUGGGAGAUUGCCAAGCAGCUGCGACAGAGGCUGAGUCACAUUGAUGUAGUUAAAGUUGUCUGCAACGAUGUAGUGAAAGCUUUACUCUCACACUUCUGUGACCUUAAAGGAGCCAAUGCCAGGCAGGAAGAUCCACCGAGACCUUUUUUGCUGCACUCGUACUUGAAGAGCGCAGAUGAAGAAGUAAGAUUUCUGCAAAAAUGUUCUCAAGUUCUGGUGUAUUGUCUCCUACCUUCAAAGGAUGUCCAGUCUGUCAGCUUGCGCAUUGUCCUUGCAGAAAUACUUGCAACAAAAGUACUGAAACCAGUGGUGGAACUGCUGAGUGAUCCAGAUUAUAUUAACCGAAUGCUACUUAGCCAGCUGGAGUACAGAGAACAGAUGAAUGAGCAUCAGAAGAAAGACUACACAUAUGCUCCUUCUUAUGAGGAGUUCAUCAAGCUCAUUAACAGCAGCUCUGAUGUUGAGUUCCUGAAACAACUGAGGUAUCAAAUUGUAGUGGAAAUAGUUCAGGCAACUACUAUCAGCAAUAUUCCCCAAGUGAAGAGACAGAAAGAUUCAAAAGGAAAAGAAACUGCAGCAAUGAAAGCUGACCUACUAAGGGCUCGCAAUGUGAAGAGGUAUAUUAAUCAGCUGACAGUGGCAAAGAAGCAAUGUGAGAAGAGAAUAAGGCUCCUGGGAGGGCCUGCUUAUGAUCAGCAGGAAGAUGGCAUUUCUGAUGAAGGUGAUGGCCCUCCAGGUCAGAAGAUUCUUCAGUUUGAAGAAAUUUUGGCCAACCCUUCAUACCGAGAACACUUUCGGAUCUACAUGGAGAGGAUGGACAAGAUGGCUUUGAUUGGCCUCUGGGAGUCUGUGGAGAAUCUGAAGAAUGCUAACAAGGCUGAAAUACCUCAACUGGUGAGUGAAAUUUACCAGAAUUUUUUUGUGGAAAGCAGAGAAAUACCUGUGGAAAAAUCCCUUUAUAAGGAAAUACAGCAAAGUCUUGUGGGAAAUAAAGGCAUUGAAGUAUUCUACAGAAUACAGGCAGAUGUUUAUGAAACUCUAAAGGACAGAUAUUACCCCUCAUUCAUUGUCAGUGAUUUAUAUGAGAGAUCAGUCAAGAAGGAGGAAGAAAGAAGUUCUGCUCAGCUAACUCCUGAGGACAAAGAUGAAGUGAGCCAAGGUUGUGAAGAAGCUACUGAAGAAUGCAGCACAAGAAUUAAUGAACAGGCCAGUUAUGCUGUAAAUAAACUUCGCCAGCUAAAUGACAAGCUUGAGUAUAAGAAACAGGCUUUAAAUUCCAUCUGUAAUUCCCCAAAACCUGACAAAAAGAUUGUUUCUAAGCUGAAGGAUGAAAUUACUCUGAUGGAGAGAGAGCACAGUGACCUUCAGCUGCACAUUGCAAGAACAGACUGGUGGUGUGAGAAUCUUGGCAUGUGGAAAGCCUUCAUUGUCUCAGGAGAGGUUUUAGAAGAGAAUGGAGAACAAGUGCCCUGUUACUCUGUCAUGGUGAGUUUACAAGAAGUUGGUGGAGCUGAAACUAAGAACUGGACUGUUCCCAGGAAGCUCAAUGAGUUUCAGAACCUACACCGCAAACUCAGUGAGUGUUUUCCGUCAUUAAAGAAAGUUCAGUUGCCUUCUCUCAGCAAGCUGCCCUUCAAAUCCAUAGACCAGAAAUUCAUGGAGAAAUCCAAGAACCAGCUUAAUAACUUUCUGCAGAAAUUACUCUCUGAUGAAAGACUCUGCCAGAGUGAAGCACUUUAUGCCUUCUUGAGCCCCUCCCCAGAGCACCUCAAAGUUAUUGAUGUGCAAGGAAAGAAGUCAUCAUUCUCACUCUCCUCAUUUCUAGAACGACUUCCUGGUGAUUUGUUUUCUCAUCAGGAGGAAGAAACAGAAGAGGACAGUGACCUGUCAGACUACGGAGAGGAGGUGGAUGGGAAGAAGGACUCUCUUGCUGAACCGUGUUUCAUGCUGAUUGGAGAGAUUUUUGAACUGCGAGGAAUGUUCAAGUGGGUCAGAAAAACAUUAAUUGCACUAGUACAAGUCACUUUUGGAAGAACUAUCAACAAGCAAAUCCGUGACACUGUACACUGGAUGUUCAGUGAACCAAUGCUUGUUUACUACAUUGGGGUGUUUCGAGAUGCUUUUUGGCCAAAUGGAAAGUUAGCUCCACCACCGAGAGCCAAGAGUGAUGAACAAAAGCAGGAGACAAAACAGAGAGCACAGCAAAAACUACUUGAAAACAUUCCAGAUACUCUGCAGAAUCUUGUCGGACAACAAAAUGCCCGUCAUGGUGUAGUGAAAGUGUUCAAUGCAUUACAAGAGAGGAAGGCUAAUAAGCAUCUACUUUAUGUUUUGCUGGAACUGCUGCUAACUGAACUGUGUCCUGAGCUGAGAGCUCAUUUAGAGCAGCUUAAUGCCACUUAGGUUUGAAUCUGCACAAUUGGACCACUAGAGAAAUGUCUAUGUUCAAGAAUAGACAUGAAACUUAUUUUCCUCUUUUCCAUAGAGGGCUGAGGACUAUGAUUAUUUUUAGCAUUUUUCUUUCCUCUCGAGUUUUUUGUGAAGUAAACAGACUUGAAAAGAUCUGAUGCUGUCGUAGGGUAGGCAAAAAAAAAUGCUGUAUAGUUGCCAAUUUUUAUUUAAAUUGUUCUAUUUGACUACUCCUCUGUUUCAAAUAUAGAUUGAAAAAUAAAUGUUCAUAUAUGCUGAAAGAAACCAGAAGAUAUUUUAAACAUUUAUGGAAAGAAAUUUUGCUUAUAGUGGUAAAAUAAUGAAUGUUGUACAGUUCUAAUCUC
Molecule: messenger RNA, 2949 nt
Organism: Ficedula albicollis (Collared flycatcher)
Lineage: Eukaryota; Metazoa; Chordata; Aves; Passeriformes; Muscicapidae
Gene: SNX25
Product: sorting nexin 25
Exons: 18
Coding region: 59-2578 (839 amino acids)
Cellular component (GO): intracellular membrane-bounded organelle; early endosome membrane
Molecular function (GO): phosphatidylinositol binding
Source: RefSeq, a predicted model, not a curated record